AUGCUUUCUCGGAGUAUGGGUAAGCUCUCAGCUAUUCAGACCAAAAAUGACGCCGCUGUUGCUAUAAUUUUCGUGUACGGCCUCAAUAGCCAGCAUCCCAACCACUGGGACAGCAUUAGCGACCUUGAAUGGUGUAGGGAACGACUUCCAACGCAGCAUACCGAGGCUCAUAUUAUGGCUUAUGCAUUCGAGGACCUAUACAUUCAGUCACUUGAGAUCGGUGCUGUCAACGAAGCAGCCCAAAACCUCCUGUCGGAGUUGGGUGGAUCCAAAUGGGCUAAACGUACCUCGAUGUGCAACGACCUGGCAGACUCUGAAGAUAUAAGCGCUCUAGAUCCUGCCUUGCCCGUGCUCUUUAUAUGUCGGGGAUUUGCUGGGUUAGUCGUGAAGAAGGCAUUGAUCUUGGCAAGAUCGCACAGCGGUCCUCACUCAAUAAGCCAGCGUGUGGCCGGGAUGAUAUUUCUUGGUACUCCCCACAACGAUGAUAUACGAAUUUGGCCAGCUAGGAUGGAAACCGCAACAGACGUCAGACACAAGGGCAGUCGAAACCGUAGAGCUACGGACACAUUGGCAAACUCAGAGGACUUCAUAGAGCUCACCAAAGACUUUCAGCAGCUCUCGUCCUUAUACAUGAUCAUCUACUUCUGCAGUGAGGACUGGCUGGAAUGUUCAGGAGCUACUGUACUUCAUCCCGAUUGCUUGUGGUCAGUAGUGUCGCAGAACCAUCUGCGACGGACCACUAAGAAGAACCACUACAUCCUUCCAAGGAGCACGACUACCGUUCUUUCCAGGGCCUAUGUUGAGCGUGCUACAGUGGGUAUGCGGAUGGUAGCAGCCAGCCGUAAAUCUUACCAUAAAUGUCUCGAAAGCGAGUGGGCCACCAAAAACUUGUACACCGAAGAGAGACUACCAUCUACGUGUGACUGGGUCUUCGUCCAUAACGACUAUCUCGAAUGGACAGUCGCUGACGGUCCCACUUGCCUGUGGAUUUGUGGCGUUUCUGGUACCGGCAAAACGAUACUUUCCUCAGCGAUUGUUGAUGAUCUCCUCGAACGCCAACAGCAAAUGGAUGUGAUCGCCUAUUGCUUCCUUGAAGAAGGUCUUGGAAGGGAUGAUUUUGCACAACAAAUACUCCAAGUUCUCGUUCGUCAGCUGCUGAACCACCAUGCUGUGCCAGACUAUCUUCUGUAUACUCUUCUUCCAGAAAUCGAAGCUGUUGAUUCGCCGAUGACGCGUGAGGCUUUCCAACGCUUCCUUAGAAGUCUUCUCGGGAACACUGAUUCUCAGGCUCGGAUUGUGCUGAUUCUGGACGGGGUGGACAAAGAUGAGUGGAUCAAGUGCGUGGUGAUAGACGAGGUCACUCGUAUGAACAAUUCGCGUCACAGCUCAGAUCACAUGAGAUGUCUUAUCUCGAGCCGAGAGAGCUGUGAAUAUAGUACACACAGAGGUCGAGUUCGGAAUAUCAGCUUGGACAGCGAGCUUGGCGUCCAGCGCGAUGUACUGCAGCUCGCAGAAUCGCGACUUGCUAACAUUUACCCAACCACGGGCAACGCAAAAUCCCAUCUGACUUCUAUUGGGCAAAUGAUAUGUUCACAAGGUCGGGGCAAUUUCCUGUGGGUUGCGUUGGUUACUGAAAGCCUUCAGUGCGCGAAUUCAGUUGCUGAAGUGGAAAUAGAGGUUCAAUCCCUACAACCAACGCUUGACGGCCUUUACCAACGAGUGCUACAAAAUAUCCCGUCUCAAGAAAUCGAAAUUGUAAAAAGAUCUUUUGCAUGGCUGAUCGCGGCACAUCGCCCUUUGGGGCUGUCCGAGCUUGUAGAGGCUUUGGAAAUCGAACCUAAUCCAUAUAGACCGCCUGGCAUCGGAACACCAGCAAGCCGGAUCUGGAACACCCGGUGUCCUGGAGCUGAAAUCCGGCGAAUGUGCAGCCCUCUGCUCAUCACCACGAGAGAAAACGCUGUCGGAUUCAGGCAUCCGAGUGUAAGAAGACACCUUUUACCCGCUAGUGACACAGGAGUCUGGGGAACUUCGAUGGCUGAAGCGCACACGCUUCUCGCGCAAACGUGCCUCAUGUUAGUGACUCCAGAAGAGGACGAAGGCUCGCCCUUUCGCGGGUUGCGGCGACCGCAAUUACGGUCACAGAAGGCAGGAUGUGCAUCAAGUAUGAAAGAUUAUGCGUUCACUAAUUGGUCCUUCCAUUAUGGCUUGGCUGAGUCCCAAAGCAAAAGGCUUGUUGGCGCGCUCCGCCGCUCGCUUAGCCGCAUACUGCAUCGUGACUGUGAACAACUCUCGCUUCCUAAGAUGGGCCGGCUAGACCAAAUCGAGACAACAAUACUUCGCAUAGCCGCUCGUCACGGCUUCACAUCUCUGACUCGGGUCUCUUUAGAGAUGGGAGUCAAUCGAAAUGGAUCGUGCGAUGCCUGCGAGACGCCACUCGCACUGGCGGUAGCUGGAGGUCAUUCAGAAGCCGCCAUGCUUCUCAUCCAGGGAGGAGCUUCCACAGAUGCGAGUAAUUCCGGUUGUGGAGAGUCAGCACUGCACCUUGCUGCGGCCUAUGGUUCCCAAGAGAGCGCGAAAAUGCUUCUGAAGUAUGACGCCAAAGCGGACUCGGAUGCGGGCUAUUUGAGCAGAACGCCAAUGCAUGCGGCAGCUUCAUCCGGGAACCUAGAUAUCAUAAAGCUGUUAAUGAAUCACGACGUAGACUUGAACGCUAUGAUUCCCAUAUCUGGGGAGACACCUCUGCAUCUGGCUGCAUCCCGCGGUCAUUUGCAAACAGUGAAAUGGCUUGUUGAGGGUCUUGACGCUUCGGAUGAGGAGAUGGAUAUCUACGAUUCCAUGGUCCAGCAGCGAUAUUAUCAGGCUUGGACAGAGGACUUACUAAUGGAUUCCGCUUCAAAUCGACGUUUCUUCUGGGGGACGGAAGCUAAGUGUUUGGCUCAGGAACGUUUGAGCGGGUUGCAAUCUUUGUGCCGGAGAUACGCCGACAUCAACAUGCCUACUCGAGAAGGACGCACAGCCCUCCAUCUGGCAGCAUCCAACGGCCAUGUUCCAACAGUGCGGUUCUUGCUUCAAAAAGGAGCUCAUGUCAACACGACUGACAACAACCGGCUCACAGCACUACGGCUCGCUGCGGAGAAUGGGCACUUGGACGCUGUCAAACUGCUCUUGACAGCGGGGGGUGAAGACUUCAACCAGCUUGGCGCGACACUCAAGAGCAUUACAAGCAAAGGUCACGAUACAGUUGCAAACCUGCUCGCAUGGCAUUUCUUCAGUGUGGAAGUCAUGGGCAAGCCGUGCCAGUGGCCAGUGCUGGCUCUCGCGACGAGGAGCAAGCAAAACACCGUCCGGGAUGCGAUCCGCAAGAACUCUCCCCGUGAUCGAACGACACGCAGGACUCGGACCAGGGCUCCAUCCCACGAUCAAGAAACGUGA
Molecule: messenger RNA, 3432 nt
Organism: Letharia lupina
Lineage: Eukaryota; Fungi; Ascomycota; Lecanoromycetes; Lecanorales; Parmeliaceae
Exons: 6
Coding region: 1-3432 (1143 amino acids)
Molecular function (GO): protein binding; ADP binding
Source: RefSeq, a predicted model, not a curated record